Messenger RNA from Scomber japonicus (chub mackerel), 687 nucleotides. It is a transcript of the gene dusp28, whose product is annotated as dual specificity phosphatase 28. The record is from RefSeq and is a predicted model, not a curated record. Bases 1 to 459 code for a protein of 152 amino acids. Gene Ontology annotation, cellular component: cytoplasm. The transcript has 2 exons. Gene Ontology annotation, molecular function: MAP kinase tyrosine/serine/threonine phosphatase activity. Gene Ontology annotation, biological process: protein dephosphorylation. NCBI's taxonomy places the organism in Eukaryota, Metazoa, Chordata, Actinopteri, Scombriformes, Scombridae.
AUGCUGCAGCUGUGUAAAGUCACCAGCGCUCUGUUCAUCAGUAAUGCUCGCUCAGCCUGCAGUGACGAGCUCAUCCAGCAGGAGGCGGUGACACUCUGCAUCAACGUGUCCAAGCAGCAGCCGUUCCCCUCAUCCUCCGGCGUCACCAAGCUGCAGAUCCCCGUCUACGAUGACCCCAACGAGGACCUUUACAGCCACUUCGACCGCUGCGCCGACGCCAUCCAGAAGGAGGCGAAGCGCGGCGGACACAGCGUGGUCUACUGCAAGAACGGACGCAGCCGCUCGGCCACCGUCUGCAUCGCUUACCUGAUGAAACACCGCAAAAUGACGCUGAUAGAAGCCGUACAGAGAGUGAAGACGGCUCGUCAUGUGAUCGAUCCGAACCCCGGCUUCAUGUCUCAGCUGCAGAGAUACGAGCAGGAGCUGAAGAAGAGACGAGGAGGAGGAGAGGCCAACUGACACUGACUGAGAGUGUUUGAUUUCUUCACCCUCAAGCCUUUUUUUUUCGCCGUCCUCACAGUGUCGAUGAGAAAACAGCUGACAGGUGAACCAACACUGGACUCUCUCCUCUCUGUGCACCUUCACAUCACAGCUCCAGUCAGUUUUCACCUGAACUCUGUUUUCUCAUCUUUUAUUUUAUUUUCUGUGGUAAGAAUAUUAAAAAAAACAGGAUAAACAAACAUAGCA